AUGGCCAAGACCAAAGAGCUCUCAAAGGACACCACAAACAAAAAUUGUAGACCUGCCACCAGCGCUGGAAGACUGCAAUCUGCAAUAGCCUCUCCUAUGGAUGUAGAUAAGAACAUUAAAUAUGCUGUCCGUGUUCAUCCAAUACCAAGACCCAGUACUACUCCUACUCCAUCACCUGAAAGGGAGUACAUGAGACAGAGGCCACAUGGCAGAAUUAGACGGGAUAGUAUUCAGAGCUAUAAAAUGGAUGCCAGCCCAUGUGGACAUUGCCUCAUCAUAAACAACGUAGAGUUUGAACCCGAGAGCGAGCUGAGCAAUCGUAAAGGCUCCAACAUAGACUGUGACAAACUGGAGAGUAGAUUCAAGGCACUCAACUUUAUUGUGGAAGUUAGGACGAACCUGAAACAAAGACAAAUCAAACAUGAACUUUCAUCUUUAUGUAAGAAGGACCACUCACAAUAUGACUGCUGUGUGGUUAUCAUGCUGUCCCAUGGGACUGAGGUGAGUCACAACCGAUUCCCUGGUGCUGUGUAUGGUGUGGACGGACAGCAUGUUCCAGUUCAGCACAUCACAAACUACCUCAAUGGCAAGCAUUGCCCGUCUUUACAGGGCAAACCCAAACUGUUCUUCAUCCAGGCCUGCGGAGGAGGUGAAAGAGACACAGGCUUUGAGGUGUCCCCUGACGAGGUUGAACCCUCCCACGGUGGAGCGGAUGAUCAGACGGACGCCAUCCCAAUGUCAUCCAGCAGCGACUCCCUGAGCAUGUCUGAUGAACCAGAUGCCAGAGUAACGUUGCCCACCCCCAGUGACAUCCUGGUGUCCUACUCUACCUUUCCAGGUUAUGUUUCCUGGAGAGACACCCAGUCAGGCUCCUGGUACGUGGAGACACUCGAUGGUAUUCUUGAGGAAAAUGCUGCUUCCGAUGACUUGGUCACAAUGUUGAUGAUGGUCAACCAUGAAGUCUCUCAAAACUCAGCAAAAGGGCUCUACAAACAAAUGCCUGGUUCCUUUAACUUCCUCCGCAAGCUUCUCUACUUUCAAACCCAAGCAUAGCGGUAGAGUUCCGUUCAGGAAAGGAAAGUUUACUUCAUGGAUGUAAUUUCAAAGAUUCAAAGGGUUUAUUGUCAUAUGCACAAUAGCUAGAGUGUAGUUGUUGGUAAUGGAAAUCUAAGCCUCAGGCUCCUCAAACAAUGCAACAUACAAUACACUUGAAACAUGAGAAAGAAAAUAGUGCAAAUAACAUCAUUGUGCAAUUGGGAUUUCUGAAGUGUAUGAACUUGUUCAAUUGUUUUUACAGACACAAUCAUGUCUUAGUGUACAUUUCUAUUGUUUGUCACAUCUUGUAAUGUUUUUAAUUCUUUUAACUUUUUGGGUAAUGGUGUAGAAAAUAUUUAUGUACUGUGAAAAUGUUCUCCAGUUUAUAGGCUUGAUGUCUCAUUGACACAAGCAGCUGUCGAAUUUCAAGAGUAGACAAUCAACGUGAUGUUUCAUUUGUACUCUGAAAAUUGAUAUUAAAGACGUUGCUUUCUUAUAAAUGUUCAUAAACAAAUGUGAAGUUAUGUCUCUUCUAAAAUACAACGCACAAAUGAA
This is a messenger RNA of Notothenia coriiceps (black rockcod), 1590 nucleotides long. RefSeq names its product caspase-9-like. The coding region runs from base 1 to 1053 and encodes 350 amino acids. Gene Ontology annotation, biological process: proteolysis; apoptotic process; positive regulation of neuron apoptotic process. The transcript is spliced from 9 exons. Gene Ontology annotation, cellular component: cytosol; cytoplasm. NCBI's taxonomy places the organism in Eukaryota, Metazoa, Chordata, Actinopteri, Perciformes, Nototheniidae. Gene Ontology annotation, molecular function: cysteine-type endopeptidase activity. The record is from RefSeq and is a predicted model, not a curated record.